Molecule: messenger RNA, 828 nt
Organism: Didymodactylos carnosus
Lineage: Eukaryota; Metazoa; Rotifera; Eurotatoria; Philodinida; Philodinidae
Source: the annotation of a GenBank genome assembly
AUGCACCGCACUGGAAAAACUGACAUUGAAAGAACAUUUGACUCGUUACAUCGUUUAUUAACUGAUCGUCAAACAACAUUAACACAUGAACUAGAAACAAAAGUAGCAGAAACAACAUCUAAGUUAGAAGAAGAGCAACACAGUGUUAAUGAACAACUCAAAGUGCUCAAAAUUAGAAAGCAUUUUAUAAAUCAGUUACGUAAUACUAAUGAUCAUUGUCAGAUAUUGAAGCAGAGAAAUGCUUUAUCUCUGAAAUUUCAUAAUGUAGAAAAACCGAAACUUCCGAUCGUAGAAAAGAGAUUAGUGUUUCAAAAUGAUAAAUUCAGGUUAAUCAAGACCGAACUAUCAGAGUUAGUAUGUUUUGAAAAAAGGGAUAUUGCAAACGUUACUUGGAAUUUGUCCAUCUCAACAGGUACCGAAAUGACAUAUCGUGUUGAUCAUCCACGUGGUUAUCAAUUUCAACUAUCUAAGCCAAUUAACCUCACAGCAGUCCACGUAAAAGUAGCCGUAAAUGGUCCAGUUAUUAUUUAUAUAUUAGACCAAAAUCAAAAGUUAAUUCAAAAAUCAACUGGGCAUGGAACUGGGACAUUGGAAUGGGUGAAAGUUCCAAUUAACGUAGAACUGAGAAACUCUUAUAGUGUUCUUGUUUGGUCAAAUAAUGGUACAUUUCAAGUUAAAAACGGCAACAAUAGUUUGCGUGUGGUGAAUGAGAGCUGUUUGUUGGAAAGUAAAUAUGCCUUGUUAACAGGUGAACCAAAUAUUAAUACUGUCAUGGCUCUGGAUCCGAACACAUUCUCUAUAGAAAUGGAAAUAAGAGUGGAAACAUGA